This is a messenger RNA of Lingula anatina, 1354 nucleotides long. Its product is annotated as frizzled-7. NCBI's taxonomy places the organism in Eukaryota, Metazoa, Brachiopoda, Lingulata, Lingulida, Lingulidae. Gene Ontology annotation, biological process: canonical Wnt signaling pathway; non-canonical Wnt signaling pathway. Gene Ontology annotation, cellular component: plasma membrane. The record is from RefSeq and is a predicted model, not a curated record. Gene Ontology annotation, molecular function: Wnt receptor activity; Wnt-protein binding.
AUGCUGAAUCCCAUCAACAGUGUAGCCUGAUAAAUGUGCACAUAAUCAUGAGCAGCAUUAUAACCGUUCUACUCUUCAGCGUCUUGCUGAUACUGACGAAGAUCUUGGAUGCAGAAUUAACAUGUGAACCAAUGCCGAUGGAUAGCUAUAUGUGCAUGCACCCCAAGUUAGGAUAUAAUCUGACGUCUCUACCCAAUUUGUUAAACCAUGCGUCCGUGGCAGACGCGGCUUUGGAAUUACACCAGUUUUGGCCGCUGGUAAAGGUAGAAUGCUCCGCAGCAUUGCGGCCCUACCUGUGCUCUCUGUACUUUCCUAUGUGUUUACCAAACCAAGGGACACUGUCACCCUGCAGGCGUCUGUGUGAAGCAGCAUAUAAGGGCUGUGCUCCUCUGAUGAGAAGGUUUGGCUUUCGCUGGCCAAGGGCACUGCGGUGCGGCCAGUGGACAGACGAGGGCAGUUGCUACGAGGGACCUGUGGAUUUGUUAUCUCAUAAACCAGGCGAUAUCUGUCUACAGAGGUACAACUCGUUGCUUUAAACACGCCGGAAGGUUUCUUCUGCUGACUGGCGACCUAUAUAUGGCUGUCAACGACCAGCAACACUAUACAGUCAGCCUGCAGUUUUCUUUACCGGUUUCUUUUCGAUCACAGAGACUAUUAUUACACUUAGAACGACAACAGCAUCGUGCUUUAAUUUGAAUAUUGGAGAGUUUAAUACAUGCUACUGACAUGAUGCCUAGCUAAACGAAAAAAUAUCGGUACAUGAGUUAAAUACUCGAAUAAAACCAAGUUUAGAUAAUUAAUUCUGUGUUCAUAAAGUGUUGUGUUACGUUCGAUACAGUUUUUGCAUAAAUUGAAUGUCUAAUUUGUUAUUUUCACAACACUGGGACUUGUCUACGUUAUCCGAGACUACUGGACGUAUUAUUUGAAUGUUCAAAAAUGUAUAUGAAUUCAAUAGAUUUAUUGUGCAGUUGUAGAAAUACACACAUUAAUAGGAAAAUGGGGACGUUAUCUUUACGCGGAUCAUUUACCUACACGAGCGGAUGUACCUCAAUGAUGCAGGUUGCUAUCGGCUGCACCCUGGCGGAUUAACCUAGCUUUUCACUGGCAUUAUCACGACAGCAGCGGUAGUACAUCUACCAUGUCAGCUGCAUUACAUAUCAAAAAGGCAAAAUUUUGGCUGGACUAUUGACGCGGAUCAUUUUUUGCGUAUGGGACAUGUUCCCUCUGAUCGGCUGAGAAGCGUGACGUCAUACGAGAAUAAAAGUUUGAGAAUCAGCAUGAAAUAAGUUUAAUUUAAACAAGGCAGCAAAGCUGUCAAAUGUACAGACAAAAAGCAGAAAGUAACGAUGGACAA